AAUUACUAGUUAUUUUCUGGAUCCGGGGUAGAGGGCGUUUUCCCUGGACAACAGGGGAAAAAAAGAGCUUGUGAAGGCUGUGGGAGAAGGAAAAAUAUUAAUGAAUAAAAGAGAGUGGGAGAAAGACCAGCCCUAGAGCUUAGAAGGAGAGAGGAGGGAUAUAACAAGCAGUCUGGGGAGAUCGUGCUGCUCACACAGCCAGGGAAAGGGCAAAUCGGGAGAUCAGCUGCCACCAAGCAGCACCAUUCAGCAACCAGCAGGAACCCCCAGGCAGGGCCCUGAAUGUCUGUGUGGGAGGUGAAUACAAAGGCAAACUGGAUGGAGCACACAGCUUGGAGACCCAGAGCCACAUACAGGAUGUAUUCCAUGUAAUCUGCCAUUGCUGCUUCUUUCUAGUGAAUAAUGGAUUGUGGAUUAUAAAUUCCAUGCUAUUGCUAUGCCUGCCAUUAAACCCACAGGUGCCCAAUUGAGAUCUCACCUAAUCUCCCUUCUAAUGCCAUUGAAUUAGUAAACUCAGAAGCAGCAGCCCUCACCCACCUCUCCACCCGACGGAAUAAAUGCCGUGUAUCACCCACCCAGCCUGGAGCCUCUGGGAAGCUGCCAACUCCCAGCCAGGAGAGCAAAAUGUCCUGGUUUAGUGGCAUCCUGGUCCCCAAAGUGGACGAACGAAAGACAGCAUGGGGGGAGCGCAAUGGGAAGAAGGGCAAGCGAAAAAACACCUCUUUAUGUGGUCCCAGAUAUAUGAGCUGCCUUCAGGACCCUGAAAUGGACAGAAACAACCGCACCAACUUCGGCCUCCGUUGCACCUGGCAGGAGGACCAUUAUGGCAAGAAAGGAGCAGGGGGUGACCUGGGACUCAAAUCUGUGGCCCUUGGAUUUGAGGAUGGAGAGGUUAAGGGCUCCAAAAUGGGAUCAACAGAAGUGGUGGGCACACAGGAUAGUGAACAAAACUUGACUCCUGGAGAAUGCUGGGUACGAUUUUUACAAGUGUUCCAGUCAAAGAAAUUCCAGUCUGCUAAACUGGAGCGACUGUACCAACGUUACUUCUUCCAGAUGAAUCAGAGUAGUCUGACUAUGCUAAUGGGAGCCCUUGUACUGGUUUGCCUGGUCAUGCUGAUCUUUCAUUGUACUCAUGGAGAACCCCAGGUAGUCUACGUAUCUGUCCUUGCUGUUGCUAUGGCUCUGUUUUUGUCACUAAUGGUGGUGUGUAAUCGCAAUGGCUUUCACCAAGACUACAUGUGGAUAGUAAGCUACCUUGUGAUAGCAGUCCUGUUUGCUGUGCAGGUUCUUGGGGUUCUCAUGGUGACCCCACGUAGCGCCUCUGAAGGAAUCUGGUGGAGUGUAUUCUUUAUCUAUAUUAUCUAUACCCUACUUCCUGUGCGCAUGAGGGCAGCUGUUCUGAGUGGACUAAUUCUGUCCUCCUUACACCUUAUCAUCUCCUGGAGACUCAACCUGACAGACAUUUUUCUUUGGAAGCAGCUCAGUGCCAACGUGCUGAUCUUCCUGUGCACAAACAUUAUUGGCAUCUGCACUCAUUACCCAGCAGAGGUGUCCCAAAGGCAAGCCUUUCAGGAAACAAGAGGAUACAUCCAGGCUAGGCUGCACCUACAGAGAGAGAACCAGCAGCAGGAGCGCCUCUUGCUGUCUGUCUUACCACGCCAUGUGGCCAUGGAGAUGAAGGAGGAUAUCAAUACCAAGAAGGAGGACAUGAUGUUCCACAAAAUCUACAUUCAGAAACAUGACAAUGUGAGUAUCCUGUUUGCAGACAUUGAAGGGUUUACCAGCCUUGCAUCCCAGUGCACAGCACAAGAACUGGUCAUGACACUGAAUGAGCUCUUUGCCCGAUUUGACAAGUUGGCAGCAGAGAAUCAUUGCCUGAGAAUAAAGAUCUUGGGAGACUGUUACUACUGUGUCUCUGGGUUGCCUGAAGCUCGAGCGGAUCAUGCUCACUGCUGUGUUGAGAUGGGAGUGGACAUGAUUGAAGCCAUUUCGCUGGUGCGAGAGGUCACUGGUGUUAACGUCAAUAUGCGUGUGGGGAUACACAGCGGCCGUGUUCAUUGUGGGGUCCUUGGUCUGCGCAAAUGGCAGUUUGAUGUCUGGUCCAACGAUGUGACACUGGCCAAUCAUAUGGAGGCUGGUGGGAAAGCUGGGAGGAUACACAUUACAAGUGCAACGCUAAAAUACCUAAAUGGAGAUUAUGAAGUGGAGCCAGGUAAUGGGGGUGAGAGGAACGCGUACCUAAAGGAGCAUGACAUAAAAACCUUCCUCGUGACAGGAUGCAGCCAGAAAAGGAAAGAAGAGAAAGCAAUGAUGGCAAGGCUACAGAGGGCAAGGGCCAAUUCCAAUGAAGGUCUCACACGUGUCUGGGUGCCUGAGCGAACAUUCCCACGCAAUAAAGGCUCCAAGGCUUUCCGACAAAUGGGGAUUGAUGAAUCAAGCAAAGACAACAGAAACACGCAGGAAGCUCUAAACCCUGAGGAUGAAGUUGAUGAAUUUUUAGCUAGAGCAAUAGAUGCUCGUAGUAUCGAUCAACUUCGAAAAGACCAUGUCAAGAAAUUCCUCCUCACCUUCCAGACGCCAGACUUGGAGAAAAAGUACUCCAAGAAGGUGGAUGACCGGUUUGGUGGCUACGUGACCUGCACCCUGCUGGUUUUCUGCUUUAUUUGCUUUAUCCAGAUAGUGAUCUUUCCUCACUCGUUCCUCAUGCUCGGGAUCUACACCAGCAUCUUUAUCAUUUUGGCCAGUAUACUCUUUGUUUGUGCCAUAUAUUCAUGUAUAAAGCUCUUUCCAGCAGCGCUGCAACAAGUUUCUCGGAAGAUUGUGCAAUCGAGGAUCAAUAGCACUCUUAUUGGGAUCUUAACCAUUCUGUUGGUCUUCACGUCAGCCUUUGUUAACAUGUUUGCCUGUAAUCACGGGAGCCUCACUGACUGCGCAGGUCAAGAACUGAACAUUAGUUACAAGUUUGUCAAUGUCUGUCAUCUGAGAAUGCUCAACUACAGCCUGAAUAUGGAGUCUCCUCCAUGUGACUCUGACAAACCCUUGUGCAACUUCCCUGAGUAUUUCAACUACAGUAUACUGCUAAGCCUGCUGGCCUGUUCCGUCUUCCUUCAGAUUAGCAGCAUUGGAAAGCUGGCACUUAUGCUCUUCAUUCAGAUUCUGUACAUUAUCAUCGUUGAGGGACCUGAGGUCGUUCUUUUUGACAACUAUGAUCUGCUGGUGACAGUUAAUGCGCUACCCAUUAAUGGCACUGGAGACAUUGAGGAAUGCUCUCCCAGCAGUAAAAUAGCUCUGAAAUACGUGACUCCUGUCAUCUUGACUGUGUUUGUUCUGGCUCUGUAUCUCCACGCCCAGCAAGUGGAGUCCACGGCACGACUUGACUUCUUGUGGAAACUGCAGGCCACGGGAGAGAAGGAAGAAAUGGAGCAACUGCAAGCCUAUAACAGGCGUCUCCUGCACAACAUCCUCCCAAAAGAUGUGGCCGGUCACUUUCUGGCCCGAGAACACAGGAAUGACGAGUUGUAUUACCAGUCCUGUGAAUGUGUGGCGGUCAUGUUCGCCUCCAUCUGUAACUUCUCUGAGUUUUAUGUGGAGCUGGAGGCAAACAACGAGGGGGUUGAGUGUCUACGUCUACUGAAUGAGAUCAUUGCUGACUUUGAUGAGAUUAUCAGUGAAGAAAAAUUCAAGCAGUUAGAAAAAAUUAAGACUAUUGGUAGCACUUACAUGGCAGCAUCGGGUCUUAAUGACACCACAUAUGACAAAGAGGGAAAGACUCAUAUUACCGCCCUUGCAGACUAUGCCAUGAAGCUCAGGGAGCAGAUGAAGUACAUAAAUGAGCACUCCUUCAAUAACUUUCAGAUGAAAAUAGGGCUUAAUAUCGGGCCUGUGGUCGCUGGAGUUAUUGGAGCUCGAAAACCUCAAUAUGACAUUUGGGGAAACACUGUGAAUGUAGCUAGUCGCAUGGACAGCACUGGGUUACCAGACUGCAUACAGGUUACAACUGAUUUGUACCAGGUCCUGGCAGCCAAAGGUUACCAGAUGGAGUGCCGUGGGGUUAUUAAGGUCAAAGGGAAAGGAGAAAUGACCACCUACUUCCUCACUGAUGGACCAGUCAGCAGUUAGCAGGAAGCUUUGUUUUUUAGGGGCAGAAAGAACAAGAAGUCUCCUCCUAUCCCAAAUGCUGAGUAACCAGAACAAUAAGGAAGCUACCUACAUCCCCAGCAGCAGUUGGGUGCGAUGGGGCUGGGCGGUGCCAAAGUCCCGCACCUGAGACAUAGAGCUUGGCAGUGGCGUGUUUGUUUGGUGCUGUGAUCACUGACCGUGCUGUCCUGACACAGAGCUCUAGCCUGUUCAGGAGAGAGACUCCACUGCAUUUUGAAAGCACAGAGAAGCAGCUUUCACCCUGGCACUUACAAUAAUAAUAAUGCUCACUGGCGGUACGUGCAAGUUAUUUAUUGUGAACAAGACAUUUUAUUAUUCUAUUUCUAUUUUAUUUUUAUUUCUUGUCUUUUAAUUGCCUUGGGUUAAACAAAGCAAGAGAGAGUUUUAAAAUAUACAUGGUACGUGUUUUAAAGAAGAAGCUUCUCUAAGAACUGACCAAAGAGACAGAAGUGCAGGCCUCAGCAAGGAAUAUGAGGGCAUUGCCUUGUACGUCUUCAUGCGCUGUAUUUUUACUCUUGUUGACUGGCUAACCUGUCUCCAGGUGCAGGUGAAAAAAAAAUCUCUUCAAGGUCCCAGCAGCACCUGCAGGACAUUCAAAGGGAGACAAAACUUCAGCAAGUCAGUAAAUACCUCCCGUUCUCUUCCCGUCCUUUACCCAAAUACUUGCUUCACUGCUCUGGAAUGAGAAUGACCUUUUGAAAGGAGCAGUUUGUGACUCUCAGGAGUUACAGCCCAGUGAAAUCUGGGUUAGUUAAUCGGACUUUUCUAUUCCCACUUGGAAAUUUUUUGACAGAGGCUCUGAGAUCCCUGCUGGAUUAUCUGACCAUUGCAGGUGGAACCAUAUUCUGAAAAGAGACAUCAGCAGUCUCCGCCUUUUUAAUCUUUUCUCUCCUGAUUCAAUGGAAUUUCUUGAGCAGAAGCAGGAGGUCAAGCAGAUUGAUUGGUUUUCAGCGUCUUUACUUAAUGACGCAUGAUGUCUUUUUUUCACUGUGAAGCUGGUGUUCUCUUCUUCUCAUUUGCCAAAAUACACCUGACCUGCAAAUCAGAAGCUCAUCAUUUUGAUAACAGGGAUCGUAGGCCUUUCCUUUCAGAAGCUGUGCAAACAUUAGGUACUACUUGGCCUUUGACUUCCUUGGACUGCAAGAGGGGUCUAGCGCCUUAAUCCCUUACUUGUAGCUGUGGAUCACUAAAGGUGUUAAAUAACCAUAAAAUGGUUCAUAAAGCACUAUCACUUUUUGAAGAUAACUCUAUGUUACUUAAGGCAAGUUUUGGGCAUAUUUAAGAGUCGUCGAAGAAAGAUUUAACUGCAAAAAAUAUUGUUAGACAAUGAGUUGCAUGCCCCACUGGCAAGAUAGGUAGUUAACACAAGACAAAAAUUUUGUCUCCAGCAGUGCUUAAGACAGCUGGCACUAAGAGGGAAGAAAACAACUCCAAAGAGUUGAGCCUCAAAUAUUAGAAAGAGCAGUGAUGAACCUCUCUUGCUUCCUGCCAGAUCCUCCACAUGAGACAAGCAAGCACAGAUUAGUGAUCAGUUUCAUGUUGUUGUCUCAGACAUUGAUGAUCUUAGUCCCCAAACAGGUCCUGAUCCAGAGGCCUUCAAAGGGCCUAGCAAAAAUAGAUUCUCGGGGAGUGCAAUUCCAUCUCUGGUGCCAAAGAGAAAACUAAGUUACAAGGAUAUAUGUAUAUAUAAAUAAGUAACACAUAUAAGUGUGUAU
Messenger RNA from Xenopus laevis (African clawed frog), 5873 nucleotides. RefSeq names its product adenylate cyclase 6 L homeolog (gene adcy6.L). The record is from RefSeq and is a predicted model, not a curated record. The transcript is spliced from 24 exons. Gene Ontology annotation, molecular function: phosphorus-oxygen lyase activity; magnesium ion binding; adenylate cyclase activity. NCBI's taxonomy places the organism in Eukaryota, Metazoa, Chordata, Amphibia, Anura, Pipidae. Gene Ontology annotation, cellular component: plasma membrane; membrane. Bases 625 to 4119 code for a protein of 1164 amino acids. Gene Ontology annotation, biological process: adenylate cyclase-activating G protein-coupled receptor signaling pathway; cyclic nucleotide biosynthetic process; intracellular signal transduction.